AUGAAUGUUGUUGGGGAGAUCGUUCUUUCUACUUUUGUAGAGGGUGUGUUGGAUAAGUUGCUUUCUAUGGACUUCUUGAACCCUAUACGGAGUGAGGAACUCAAUAAGCCCCUGGAGAAGUUGAAGUUAACAUUACCCUCUGUUGCUACAGUUGGGAAUGAUGCAGAGGAAAAGCGAUUUGAGAAGCCCGUUAUCGGAGCUUGGCUGAAGCAGCUCAAACAUGCGGUUUACGAUGCAGAGGAUGUGUUGGAUGAGAUUGCAUUCAAAGCAAUGGAAGAUCAGCAGGAACCCCAGUCUCAAAUCAAUAGAAAGGUAUGGGAUGUCUUCUCUAAAUGUCGCAAGAUUAUUUCUGAUACGUUAAAUGAUGAUAGGGAGAAGAUCAUUCGAAUGUUGAUAUCUGAUGAAAAUGUUAGCUCUAAUGGUUUCUGCGGAAUACCCAUCGUUGGAAUGGGAGGGGUUGGCAAGACAACCCUUGCUCGAUUAGUCUGCAAUGACUAUACAGUGAAGCUAUGGGUCUGCGGAGCAUUUCGACUUGAAUGUAUGGGAGAAAUUGUCUGCAAAAAGUUCUUACUCACUCUAGAUGAUGAUCAAUGGAUUGCCUUUCGAAGGCCUUUUACAACUGGUUCGCAAGUUUUCAAGAUUUUGAUAACUAAAAGGAAUGCGGGUGUUUCAUCAAUCAUGCGCAAUUGUCCCUGA
Molecule: messenger RNA, 696 nt
Organism: Hevea brasiliensis (rubber tree)
Lineage: Eukaryota; Viridiplantae; Streptophyta; Magnoliopsida; Malpighiales; Euphorbiaceae
Product: putative disease resistance RPP13-like protein 1
Exons: 3
Coding region: 1-696 (231 amino acids)
Biological process (GO): defense response to other organism
Source: RefSeq, a predicted model, not a curated record